Molecule: messenger RNA, 1557 nt
Organism: Cricetulus griseus (Chinese hamster)
Lineage: Eukaryota; Metazoa; Chordata; Mammalia; Rodentia; Cricetidae
Source: RefSeq, a predicted model, not a curated record
ACUAAGGAGCUGGACCAGUGGAUCGAGCAGCUGAACGAGUGCAAGCAGCUCUCCGAGUCCCAGGUCAAGAGCCUCUGCGAGAAGGCUAAAGAAAUCCUGACAAAAGAAUCCAACGUGCAAGAGGUUCGAUGUCCAGUCACUGUGUGUGGAGAUGUGCAUGGACAAUUUCAUGACCUCAUGGAACUCUUUAGAAUUGGUGGUAAAUCACCAGAUACAAAUUACUUGUUUAUGGGAGACUAUGUGGACAGAGGAUAUUACUCAGUUGAAACAGUUACACUGCUUGUAGCUCUUAAGGUUCGUUACCGUGAACGUAUCACCAUACUCCGAGGGAACCAUGAGAGCAGACAGAUCACACAAGUUUAUGGUUUCUACGAUGAGUGUUUAAGAAAAUACGGAAAUGCAAACGUUUGGAAAUACUUCACAGACCUUUUUGACUAUCUUCCUCUCACUGCCUUGGUGGAUGGGCAGAUCUUCUGUCUACAUGGUGGUCUGUCGCCAUCCAUAGACACACUGGAUCACAUCCGAGCGCUUGAUCGCCUACAAGAAGUUCCUCAUGAGGGUCCAAUGUGUGACUUGCUGUGGUCAGAUCCAGAUGACCGUGGUGGAUGGGGGAUAUCUCCUCGAGGAGCUGGUUAUACCUUUGGCCAAGAUAUUUCUGAGACAUUUAAUCAUGCCAAUGGUCUCAUGUUGGUGUCCAGAGCUCACCAGCUGGUGAUGGAGGGAUAUAACUGGUGCCAUGACCGGAAUGUAGUAACAAUUUUCAGUGCUCCAAACUAUUGCUAUCGUUGUGGUAACCAAGCUGCAAUCAUGGAACUUGAUGAUACUCUUAAGUAUUCUUUCUUGCAGUUUGAUCCAGCACCCCGUAGAGGCGAGCCACAUGUCACUCGUCGUACCCCAGACUACUUCCUGUAAUGAAAAUUUAAACUUGUACAGUAUUGCCAUGAACCGUAUAUUGACCUAAUGGAAAUGGGAAGAGCAACAGUAACUCCAAAGUGUCAGAACAUAGUUAACAUUCAAAAAACUUGUUUUCACACGGACCAAAAGAUGUGCCAUAUAAAAAUACAAAGCCUCUUGUCAUCAACAGCCGUGACCACUUUAGAAUGAACCAGUUCAUUGCAUGCUGACGCGACAUUGUUGGUCAAGAAUCCAGUUUCUGGCAUAGCGCUAUUUGUAGUUACUUUUGCUUUCUUGAGAGACUGCAGAAAUAGGAUGUAAACAUUAACACCUGUGAGUCCAGUUGACUUCCACUUAGCUGUAGCUUACUCAGCAUGACUGUAGAUGAGGAUAGCAAACAAUCAUUGGAGCUUAAUGAACAUUUUUAAAUAAGUACCAAGGCCGCCCCUCUUGUUUUGUUUCUUUUCAGGGAUACCAUUUAAUUUAAUUGUAUGAUUUGUCUGCACUCAGUUUAUCCCUUCUCAAAUCUCAGCCCCACGUUGUUCUUUGUUAUUGUCAGAAAACCUGGUGAGUUGUUUUGAACAGAACUGUUUCCCUCCUGUAAGAUGAUGUUACUGCACAAGUCACCGCAGUGUUUUCAUAAUAAACUUGAGAACUGAGAAA